This is a messenger RNA of Quercus robur (English oak), 1863 nucleotides long. RefSeq names its product histone deacetylase 6. Bases 99 to 1511 code for a protein of 470 amino acids. The transcript is spliced from 6 exons. Lineage: Eukaryota; Viridiplantae; Streptophyta; Magnoliopsida; Fagales; Fagaceae. Gene Ontology annotation, molecular function: histone deacetylase activity. The record is from RefSeq and is a predicted model, not a curated record.
UUUCCACGCGGGACACUGCUCUGUACUACCAAAUUUCACAUCCCAACUCUGCGACUUGAAGAAAAGAGAGAAAGAGCGAUCGAUUUGGGUUUUCCGUAAUGGAAGAAAGCAUGGGUGGCGCGUCGCUCCCAUCGGGGCCCGACGCGAAGAAGCGGCGCGUGAGCUACUUCUACGAGCCGAGCAUCGGCGACUACUACUACGGCCAAGGCCACCCAAUGAAACCCCACCGGAUCCGCAUGGCCCACAACUUGAUCGUCCACUACUCCCUCCACCGCCGCAUGGAGAUCAACCGCCCCUUUCCGGCCAACCCCUCCGACAUCCGCCGCUUCCACUCCGACGACUACGUCGAAUUCCUCGCCUCCGUCACCCCCGAGACGCUCUCCGACCACUCCUUCUCUCGCCAUCUCAAGAGGUUUAACGUCGGCGAGGACUGCCCCGUGUUCGACGGCUUGUUCGGAUUCUGCCAGUCCUCCGCCGGCGGGUCCAUCGGCGCCGCCGUCAAGCUCAACCGCGGCGACGCCGAUAUCGCCCUCAACUGGGCCGGUGGGCUCCACCAUGCGAAGAAGUCUGAGGCUUCUGGGUUUUGCUACGUCAAUGAUAUCGUGCUUGGCAUUCUUGAGCUCCUCAAAGUUCACAGGCGUGUACUCUAUGUAGAUAUUGAUGUCCACCAUGGUGAUGGUGUUGAAGAGGCAUUUUACACCACUGACAGAGUCAUGACCGUGUCAUUUCAUAAAUUUGGAGAUUUCUUUCCAGGUACGGGGCACAUUAAGGACACAGGGUGGGGGACUGGGAAGAAUUAUGCCCUGAAUGUCCCUUUAAAUGAUGGAAUGGACGACGAGAGUUUCCGUGGUCUGUUUCGUCCCCUCAUUCAAAAAGUCAUGGAGGUAUAUCAGCCAGAUGCAGUUGUUCUUCAAUGCGGAGCAGAUUCAUUAGCUGGUGACCGGUUGGGGUGCUUCAACUUGUCCGUAAAGGGCCAUGCAGAUUGCCUUCGUUUUCUUAGAUCUUUCAACGUACCUCUGAUGGUCUUGGGUGGGGGAGGGUAUACUAUCCGCAAUGUUGCUCGUUGCUGGUGCUACGAGACAGCGAUUGCAGUUGGGGUAGAGCCUGAUAAUAAAUUGCCUUACAAUGAAUAUUAUGAAUAUUUUGGGCCAGAUUAUACUCUUCACGUUGAUCCAAGCAACAUGGAGAACCUAAACUCACCCAAAGAUAUGGAGAAAAUAAGGAAUACACUGCUAGAGCAACUUUCCAGAUUACCACAUGCACCUAGUGUACCUUUUCAGACAACGCCACCCAUCACAGAAGUUCCAGAAGAGGCUGAAGAGAGCAUGGAACGAAGGCCAAAACAGCGCAUAUGGAAUGGUGAUGAUUAUGACUCUGAUCCUGAUGAAGAUUUGAAGCCUCGGCAUACUUCUGACAUGAGGGAUGUAAUUGAUGAAAUGGAAGAAGAUAAAGGAAUGGAAGAAGAUAAAAGAAUGGAUGAAGUUAAAAUCGAACAGCAUCCACUGUCUUGACAUGGCUUAACUUCUUAGCUUCUAUUUGUCCUAUUUGGCCAUGAAGCAUUAGAAUAGGCGCUUUACUAUCAUGUUGAUCCCUCCCUCCCGUUUCUUCCUGUACUUUAUAAGAAAAACAAUUUUACUUUUGAUAUUAGAAUGUAUCAGAAUCAGAGUUAGGUUGAGUACACAGUAUUUGAAUACUUUGUCCAGAGUGACAUUCUUCUUGGGGAUACCCCAAGUCAAUUUUUGUUUUAAGUAGGUUACUUUCUGCAGGACUCCUGUUAUGUGCAUAAAUGUUAUCUAGACAGCUUGUUCCAUUUAUUAUUGAAUUACAUUGCAUUAAUCAUACUAAAGCUGGUUAUUUUAUUUA